AUGAGUGUAUGUUCUUUAAGUCCAAGAAGCUAAGUUGAUCUGAAACUAUUUUAAUAGCUAUCUCCUCAAAUUAAUGAUCCUUCAUUACAAAAUUUAACAUUGGAGCACUGUAUGAUUAGUUUAAUAAUUUAGAACAAUAUUAAGAUAAUUUUAAACCAUUUCGAAAAUUGCCUGUUCUUUAGAAACAAGAACAGAUUAAAAAUGUAGGCAAUGAUAAAAUAACUUAUGAAAAUCCAAUUUGUGAUGAUUAAAUAGAACUUCCUAAAUCAUAACCAUGUUAACAAAAAGCAACAAGAAAUAUCUUUCAACUCAUUAAGAUAAAUAAUUUAGUAAAAAGAUUUAAAAAUAUUUUGCUUUGUCGUAGUUAUAUUCUAACUUAGAGUUAAAAAGAAAAAAUUAAGAGUAAUCUAAUAUUUUAGGAAAAAUAUACUUAAGAUAAAAAAAAUAUUUAAAAGAAUACCAUUUCAUUUGUUAUCGAUCCAACUAAUAGAUUCAUCAUUUUAUGGGAUAUAAUUAUGUUUUUUGUGAUUUUAAACUUAAUUAUAUUAAUACCAUUUUUUUGGAGCUUUGAUCAAUCCUACCCUAUUUUAAGAAUUGAAGAAAUGUCAUUGUUUAUUAUAUUUUUUCUUAUUGACAUAAUACUAAAAUUAAACAUUGCCAUCAUAAAAAAAGGAAAUGUAAUAAAUUCAUUAUAAUUCCAAGAUCAUCAAAACCAGAAAGUAUAUAUUGAAAAAGUAUUUGAAAACUUCUUUUAUUUUAGAUGUUCUUUACUUAUUUUUAGUAUACUAUACUAUGAAAAUAGAAAGCAUAUUAAUAUUUAUAUCUUUUUGUGCUUUUAGUUUAAUUAAACUUUAAAGAGUAAUUGGUAAAAUAGUUAAAUUAUUAAAUUUAUCAGAAAUACAAAGAGAAAUUAUCAGUUUAAUCAAUCUAAUAAUAACAAUUAAUCUUAUUGCCCAUUUUAUGGCAUGUAUUUGGCAUUAUAUAGGAAUUACAACAAUGGAAUAUGAAAAAAAUAGUUGGAUUCUUCAUAAAAAUUUAUAAGAUGAUACAAAAUAAAUUAGAUAUAUUUUCUCAUAUUAUUGGGCUAUUGUUACAAUGAUUACUGUUGGAUAUGGAGAUAUUACACCAUAGAAUCAUGAGGAGGCAUUUAGUUGUAUAUUUCUUAUGCUUUUAUCAUGUGCAGUUUUUACAUUCUCACUAAAUUAAGUAGGAACUAUAGUUUAAAAUAUUAACAAAUAAAAAAGGCAAUUUUAGUAAUAAAUAUUUGAAAUCAAUUUAGAGAAAUGCUAAGAAUUUUGACUUGUUAUAUGUAAUAACACUCAGUUCCAGAUCAGUUAUAAAGUAGAGCAAGAAGUUAUUUAGAAUAUCGAUGUAUCAAAAGAAAUUAAUAAUCAAAAUAUCAUGUAAUAAACUUUAGACUUAAUCUUAGUUAUAAAGUAUUCUUGAAUAACUAUCUUCAUUUUUAUAGUAAGAAAUAAUGCUUAAUGUUUUUAAAAAUCUACUUUAGGAUUGCAAAAUUAUAUCACAUAACUUUAGUGAAGAAACUAUUAAGAAAAUGUCAAACUCUCUCUAAACUGCAUAUUAUUGUCCUGAUGAAUAUAUAUAUCAUUAAAAUUAAUUAGAUGAUAAUUAUUUAUAUUUUUUGGAUUAUGGAAAAGUUGAAAUUUAUGAAUAGAAAUCUUAAUAAAAAAUGGCAGAACUUUAAAAAGGUAAAUAUUUUGGAGAAGAAUCAUUUUUUACUUAAUAACCUCAUAAAUUUUCAGUUAUUAGUCGAAGUUUUACAAAAGUAUUUAGAAUCUCAUAAACUACUUUUUUAAAUUAACUUAAUAAAGAAGAGAAUGAAGUAUAUCAUUAAAUUAGACAUUUAUUUUUAUUUAAUUCUUAUAUUCUUGGACAAAAAUGUUAGAUAUGUUCUUAAUCUGAUCAUUAAAUAGAUAAUUGUAAACUACUAAAUUAUAAACCUGAUAUUGAAAAAUUGAUUUUAAAAGAUAAUUUAAAAAUAUAGAAUAGAUAAAAAUAGAAGAGAUGUGUUAAAAGAUCUUGUAAAGCACUUCAAAUAUAGCAUGUAUAUUAUUCAUAAAUAUUAAUAAGCAAUUAAAAUUAGUGUAAAAAGCAUUAGAAUAGAGUUAAGGAUAAGAUGAUAUAUUAUUUGAUGAAGAUGAAAAUGUAUCUUUAAAUCCUUAGGAACUAGAAUUAAAUACUAAUAAAGACUCUCCUGUUUCUAAAAGAAAAGAGAGUUAUCCAAAAUAAAGUGAACCUUCUCUUAAAGCAGAUAUCAAAAUUCCUCAUGAUUCUAAUAAAAGAAUUUAAUUUUAAAAAUCUGAUGGAUUUAAUAAAAGCAAAUAAUUUUAAACAUCUUAAUAAUUAAGGUAAACAAGUGAAACUGAAAUAAAGUUAUUUGGUGCUCCUGCUGAAAAUAGAACAUAAGUAGGUUAAAAUUCUAUUUCUUGUAAUUAUUAAAUUGUAGGAUUUGAAAAAGCAAUGGAAUUCAAAAAGUUUUUUCCAUAAUUUAAUCUUCAUGUAUUGAUUUCUGAUUACAAUAAAAAAACAAAAAUUUUAAAUAAAACUUUUAAAAGUAUCUAUUAACUCUUUAACCAUUCAAUAAAGAAAAGAACAUCAGUAAGAAAAGCCAGGAGCUCAAAAUAUCUAUAAUUGCACUGA
Messenger RNA from Paramecium pentaurelia, 2661 nucleotides. Lineage: Eukaryota; Ciliophora; Oligohymenophorea; Peniculida; Parameciidae. The record is from the annotation of a GenBank genome assembly.